This is a messenger RNA of Exaiptasia diaphana, 2962 nucleotides long. Its product is annotated as acid ceramidase. Gene Ontology annotation, cellular component: lysosome. The record is from RefSeq and is a predicted model, not a curated record. NCBI's taxonomy places the organism in Eukaryota, Metazoa, Cnidaria, Anthozoa, Actiniaria, Aiptasiidae. Gene Ontology annotation, molecular function: N-acylsphingosine amidohydrolase activity; fatty acid amide hydrolase activity. Gene Ontology annotation, biological process: fatty acid metabolic process.
UUUUUCGCAUUUUCACGACUCACGGCUAAUUUUCAGCCGUCUCACGGCUCACGGUUAACCCCAUUGAGACCCUCUUGGAAUGGGUGGGCAUAACGAAGACCUAAGACCCAAAAACGAAGACCCCAACAAAAUCAAUUCAAAAUCGUUCCAAAAGUGCGUUAUGUCACACAGAACAUAACUAACAACAAAACACGAACGUUUCAAGAAUUUUUAAUAGGGUCUUCGUUUUGGACAAAACCCCCCCAAACAACCAAAACGAAGACCACCCUAAAAUCACCUUUAAAUCAUUUCUAACUUCCAGUACGAGCAAAGCAUGUGUAAUACACAUCAACUACAACAAGAAUAGCCAAUUUUAGGGCUUUUUUGCUAGGGUCUUCUUUUUGGACAGGCCCCCCCUCCCCCCAAAAAAUAUCCAAAACGAAGACCCCCUAAUAUGCCCAACCACAUUGGAACGGCGGAAUUUGAAAUCAUCGAACUUAAAAAAAUUCACGAUGUUGGCAGCAUUGUAAAAUCAACCGCACUGUUAUGCUGCUAAACAUAUAGUACGCUAUGAAUUCGAUCAUGUGAUAUAAUGCUGCAAACGUACAAACGACUCGACAAGAUCACACCACGUCACAUGAUGUCUGGAUUAUAAAAUGAGGCCUCGUAGACUUCAAGUGCGCGUCCAAAAUUAAGAGAAACGUUGUCCCAAAUGCGUAUAGAACUGGACCCAAUUACUUGUGUUGUAGCGAGAUAGGCUUUUCUUAAGUUUGCAGGGACUUUAAAAAGUCUUAAAAGCGAACGUAGAAGAACUCAACAUGAACCUUCUUAGAAAUCCCGGAAGUCAGCGAACAAAAUAUUCACGAUGUUGGCAGCAUUGUAAACUCAACUGAACUAUUAUGCUGCUAAACAUAUAGUACGCUAUGAAUUCAUGUGAUAUAAUGCUGCAAACUUACCAUCAUGUCCACGAACUGCAGACUCGACUAGAUCACACCACGUCACAUGAUGUCUGGAUUAUAAAAUGAAGACUCGUAGACUUUGUGCGCGUCCAAAAUUAAGAGAAAAGUUGUCCCAAAUGCGAAUAAAACUGGACCUUUUGCUUGUAGUUGUAGCGAAGCAGACUUUUCUUAAAUUUGCAGGGAUUUAAAGUCUUAAAAGAGAACGUAGUUAAGAACUCAACAUGAACCUUCUUAGAAAUCCCGGAAGUGACACCCAAAUCAGGAAUCUARGCACGUGACAUGUUCAAACAACACAGGAAGCCCACGACAUGAAAUUAUGUCACAUGACUUGUUUGUGACUUUGCGAAUACUGCAAACAAACUAAAAGCAUGCUGAACAGAGGAAUUUUCUUCGUUUGUAUCUUCGCAUUUGGCAUUUUUCCCUCAACAUCAAGUGUUCAACUUGCCAAGGUUGAGGAUCAAUCAUGUGAAGAUGGGGUUUAUCCACCUAAAGAUGUUCCUGAAGUAACAAGUGAAGUGAUUGAUCUGGAUGUAAGUCCCGGUGACAGAUAUAAUGACUUGGCUACAAAGAAAACUCAACAGGUACCAAAUGGGCCUCUAGUCUAUACUUUGCCAUCGCCGUACAAAGAGGAGAUUAUUGGUUUAAGCAAAGCCUCAGGAAUUCCAGUGGGGGAAGUUGUUUUGUAUAACAUUUUCUACGAAGUCUUCACCGUCUGCACGUCUAUUGUUGCUGAGAAUAAGAAAGAAAGGAGGCAAGACAUUGUACAAGACAGUUAGUUUUGCUGGAUAUGUUGGAGUCAUCACAGGGUUAAAGCCGGGUUUGUUCUCUUUGACACUGAAUGAAAGGUUCAACAUCAACGGUGGUUAUAUUGGAAUAAUUGAGUGGAUAUUUGGGAAAAGAGAUGCAAAAUGGUCCAGUUUUCUUUCAAGAGAUGUACUAGAGCACGCUAAUAGUUUUUCUGAGGCACAUGACAUGCUUGCUAACACGGAAGUGCUGGCACCUGUGUACUACAUCCUCGGAGGAAACAAAUCUGGAGAGGGUGUGGUUGUAACACGUGAUCGGACAAAAAACCUGCAGGAAAACAGAAUGGACCCUGCCAAAGGGAAAUGGUUUGUUUUACAGACAAAUUAUGACUUCUGGAAGCCUCCACUCUUGAUCGAUGAUCGACGAACACCGGGAACAUUUUGCAUGAAUAAAGUUGGCCAGAGUGAGAUCGGAUUCAAAGGUCUUUACAAUGUUCUCUCUUCACAACCAGUCCUCAACAAGUUGACAACGUACACAGUGUUGAUGCAGGUCAACUCUGGAGAGCUGGUGUCGUACAUAAGGAAUUGUCGCACCCCCUGUUUCCCCUGGUAAAGCUCAAUCUUUGCAAACAAGUAGAGCGAAGUAUCUGGGGGAGGAGGAAAAAUGAUUAAACAAAAUUAAGAACGAAUGCUCUAUUAAAUAACGCCAUAUUGGAAGAUAAUAUAUUACUAUUUUUCAUUCAUAUUGCAUGAAUUUGUUUUUGGUAAUUUAGUUCCAGCUCGACUGCAACUGCCAUAUUUUAUAUAUUUUUUGAUAUGUCUUUGUAUUUUUGCGUUCUUUUUGUAUGUUUUCUUCAGUGUCCUUAGCUACCAGUACUGGAAGCUAUAAGCGAAUGGAAAUUAUAUCAUUUUUCAAUAUCCUUUUUUGUGUUAUGUCAAAAGAUAGACAUAUCUGAUUAGUUGUUAUUUUUAGCUGAAACACUUUGUCAUGUUACUUUGAUUUGUAUAUCGGUUAAAAAGUGUCCUUUUAUUUCUUUUUCUUUUWUAUUUGUGUUUCCGUGUUUUUCUAUUGUGUUUGAGAAGAUUGAAUUGAAUGAUUCAUCUGUAAAAACAGAAAUGCACGCCAUUUUGUAAUUACAUUUGGAAAACAGAUAAACAUCAAAUCCAAUUUGUUGUACUUUGCUACGCAUUUUUUCACAAAUAAACAUAUAUAAUAAUAAAUAAAUAUAUCAAUUGUUAUAAGUGAAAUAUACGCAAUUCCAAUAAAAGAUACAACUAUCA